Molecule: messenger RNA, 1283 nt
Organism: Monodelphis domestica (gray short-tailed opossum)
Lineage: Eukaryota; Metazoa; Chordata; Mammalia; Didelphimorphia; Didelphidae
Source: RefSeq, a predicted model, not a curated record
AUGUUUUCCAGGCCCCCCAAUACUCUCUCCAGGGCUUAUCUUCUGAAAUUGCUCCUCUCCAUUCUACCAAGAUUCUGGACCCAGGAGAAUCUGGGGGAGAGAGGAGGCAAACUGAUCCAUGAGGGCCAGUCUGUGACCCUGACCUGUACAGCUUCUGGGCUUCGCUUUAAAGACUUUGCCAUGUCCUGGCAUCGGAGCUCAUUUGGAGGCUCAAAGGAGUUUGUGGCUAGUAUUAGUGCUGGAAGAGGCAAUAACAAGGAGGUCAAGGAGAAGAUGAAGGGUAGGGCUUUCAUUAUGAGGAAAAAUGAGGCCAAUACCGUCUCACUGAUCAUGCACCAGUUAAAGAAGGAGGACUCGGGCACCUACUAUUUUCAAUGGAAAAAUUUUGGUCAUGGAACAGAAGUGAAUGUACUCCCACGAGAUGAGACACAGCUGGAGGCAUCAGGAGGAGGCUCACAUCCAGCUGGAAAGACCCUGAGUCUCCAGUGCCAAAUAUCUGGCUUCCUGUUUAAUACAAGCCAACUAAGCUGGUAUCUUUGGGUUCUUGGAGGUGCCCUACUGUGGCUGAUCAGUCUUGAUCAUCGAUUUUCAAAAGUCAGUGGGGACCACAUCACUUCCAGAACAGAGGACACCAACAGCCAGAUUUUUCACCAGAUCAAGAACCUUAGCCUUAGAGACUCUGGCUACUAUCAUUGUGCAAGGAGGAUGGGUUAUGGAGAUGACACAGACAAGUUGAUCUUUGGUUCUGGGACAGAUGUGACUGUGGAACCCGGACCUCGGGACCCUUUGUCACCCAGUGUGUUUGUGGUGAGGAGUCAGGAUGCUGUGGCCUGCCUGGUCAGUGACUUUUACCCCAAGGAGAUUGAUGCAUCCCUGUCCUCCCUUGGGGCUUCAGUCUCAGCCCAGGCCCUCACGGUGGCUCCCACAAUCCAUGGUGUCUACAGUGCCAUCCAGAUUGGCAAGGCUGGUGACAAUGACUCAGUAACCUGUUCAGUGAAGCACCUUGGCAAAGAGACCCAUGAGUCCCACCAGCCAGAUACUGGGAUCAUUCCUCAGCUGGAAUCAUCCUGCUCUGACCAGGAACUCACAGGUGGGUUAAAGGUUAAAGAUGAAAGGACAGAGAUAAUGAUAUUGGACUUAAGCCACAUGAUCAGAAGUGAGAUUAUUUGAUCCAAUCUGAGUCUCCUUAUCUCCUAUUCUGAUAAUGUGUCACCACAGAGUUCCUCAUGAUCAUGACCCACACAGAGCAUGAUACAAAUGGCCUAGGUUAAGGGUAUUGGUGA